AUUUAAAUAAAGAUUUAAACAUCGCUAAUGAGAACGAAUACUAUAACACGAGUAAUUCAUAUAAUCCGAGUGAAUUUCCUAUUUCAUAUGAUUCAGAACUUAAGAUUUCUAAUAUUACAUGUAGUGCACUAGUUGAUGAAUCAAUUAAAUCAUGCAAUGAUUAUGUUAGCUGGACCAGUAAUGGUUGUUGGGCUUUUUCACCAUUUGUGUUUUCUGAGCGAACUAAUUUUUAUGAGGAAAAAUUACAAUGCAAUGAUUCACUGU
This is a messenger RNA of Scutellospora calospora, 264 nucleotides long. The record is from the annotation of a GenBank genome assembly. Lineage: Eukaryota; Fungi; Glomeromycota; Glomeromycetes; Diversisporales; Gigasporaceae.